Fusarium vanettenii 77-13-4 is the source of this 1386-nucleotide messenger RNA. RefSeq lists its product as uncharacterized. The record is from RefSeq and is a predicted model, not a curated record. Bases 1 to 1386 code for a protein of 461 amino acids. The transcript has a single exon. NCBI's taxonomy places the organism in Eukaryota, Fungi, Ascomycota, Sordariomycetes, Hypocreales, Nectriaceae.
AUGUUAAAGAUAUCCUCGCUCAAAACCUGUUUCGACGAGAUCGAGGAGACCAACAGCGACGAUGAGUGUAGGGCCUGGUUAAGUAGAGUUUUCGACGCCAAGGUUGAACUAGCAACAUUUGUUGCUGCUCGCCGGGGAAGAGGCAAAGCCACAGAGUAUGUUGGCUUCCUCAAGGGUUCCUUCAACUUUGGUUUCCGUUUCAGGUUCAGUGAUGAAGGGCCAGAUGCCAUCAUCCGUUUCCCAAAGCCAGGGCACACAGCUACUUUUUUGAGGGAUGAAAAGGUUGCGAACGAGGUCCAGGCCAUGAAAUACCUUGACCAAAACACCACGAUCCCUGUCCCCUUUGUUCACAGUUGGGGCCUCACUGCCGAGAGUCCCCACCAGUUUGGUCCGUUUAUCAUUAUGGAUUACGUCGAGGGUACGCUCUUGUCGACGAUCCUGAAGCAGCCGGCGGAAAGCAACCAAGGGGAUAUCAUCUUGGAUCCAAGCAUCGACAACUCAAUAUUGGACAAGAUUUACCGUCAAAUUGCCAGCUACCUUCUUCAGCUUUCUCACCUUACCUUUACCCGCAUUGGAGCCAUCUCAAAAGACAACAGCACGUGGUCUGUCAACAAAAGACCGCUGACUUACAAUAUGAAUGAGUUAGCAACUGUCGCGGGCUACCCAGAUGAUCUCUUCCCAACCUCAGCCUUUGAUUGUGCUAGCGACUACCUCAAAUCAGUCGCGCACGAGCAUGUAGCCCACCUUAGGACUCAGCGUAACCUCGCAGAUGACUCGGAAAUAGCUCGGGCUCGAUUCAUCGCCCGGCACCGGUUCGUCCAGCUUAUCCCAAGGUACUGCAUCGAUGACGAUGGGCCAUUUAUACCCUUUUGCGACGAUCUAAGGCCUUCCAAUAUGCUUGUUGAUCCAGAGACGUUUCAGAUCACAGCGGUCCUCGAUUUUGAGUUUACAAACGCCAUGCCGGCGCAGUUUACGUACGACCCGCCUUGGUGGCUCCUACUGUCCGGUCCAGAAGUAUGGCUUGAUCGUGGCUCGAUAGAAGAAUUCAGGAACCUGUAUGAGCCCAGGAUGAAGCAGUUCCUGCAGGCGUUGGAGCUGGUGGAAGAGACGUCGGUCCCCGGGGGGCAGAAGCUUACUGAACCACGUCUUUCCGCUCGGAUGCUCGAGUCUUGGAGGUCUGGUCGUUUUUGGUUCGAUUACGCGGCCAGAAAGAGUUUUGAGCUGGAUGCUAUCUAUUGGACCGCGCUGCAUGACGGUGAUACCGGUGCUGAGCUACUUGACGACGAAUCUCGCGCAGAGAUGGAACAAUUCAUAGAGAAGAAGAUGGAGCAGCUGAGGGUGUAUAAGGAGGAGGUUACUGCCCGCUUCUCUCAAGCAAGCGGAUGA